GCGCUGAGUACUGGAAGGCGAGAAGGAUAGCGAGGGAAGAGGCGGGAAGCAGAUAAGGAGAGAUAAUGAGGGGGAGACAGGGACGCGGGGGACAGGAAGAGGGGGACAGAGCUUCUACACCGGGCGACCAGGUCCAGGAGGGCGAGACAGGCGGGAGUGGCGCACGAGAGCAGGCCAGGCGCGCGCCAGGGCUCAAGAGAGCUUCCUGGGGUUUGUGAACAAUAUCCUCCCGGGUGCCUGCUCCCCUGUUCUCUGGCCCAAGCACUAGCCCUUGGGUCACCCCAGCCUAGAAAAGCGAGGACCAGGCGGUGAGAAGACCUGAGCUCAAGGAGGCAGAGCACAUCCAGGGUGGAAGGGCCACAGCCCACCUGGGCAGCGCACCUGGCCCAUUCCUGGAGACAGCAUCUCACCAGGGGUCACUUCCCUCCUUUUAGGGCUGAGUACCAGGACUGGAAGGAUGGGGACCCCGUCGGGAGACUGAGGUAGGGAGGAGGAGAGAGACAGGUGAUGGGGCUCUUGCCUUCCCCUCCCCACCUGCAUCACACUCCAACCAAGUGGCCGUAAAAAACUGGCAGAGGAUCAGCGGGGUCGGCAUCCCAGCCUCUUUGCGCCACCUGGUGGUGAUGAGGAAGAAAGACAAAGCAAGUGGCCGUGAUGAGAAGGGAAGGCAGUUGCCGCUCCCCACCCCUGGAUGAGUCCGUGUUUGGCCAGCUAAUCAUCCCCAUUUCCACUUCUCUCCAUAGUCUUCUGCUCCUCCCCCUCCGAACAGGGUUUCCCCUCGAGUGCUGGCGUGGGCCUGAGUCACCCUCCCAAGCAGCAAACUCUGAGAGCUGUAGAGGAACUAGAGUCACAAGUGGCAGGCUCAGGCUGCAGCCCCCGCUCUCCGUGCCUCCGCCAGCCAGGCCUUCCCAGAACGCAUAUUUUCCGCUCAGCUGGGGCUCAGGAAAGGAUGAGAAUGUGUCUCAAGGAUGAUGACUCUCUGGCUGAUUCUUCCUUCGUGUAAGGAGAGGAUCAAACAGCUGAACCCAGAGACUCCUUCCGGGGUGAACUUCCAGAGCCACAGGAAUCAUAUCAUUUUCAAAUAUUCAUGGCAGAAGAGGGGGCUGCCCUUAAGGUCACCAGGGACCUGAAAGCUGCUGUCUCUGCCAUCCUCCAGGGCUACGGGGGUGGGCAUCAGGUGACAGACGCCAGCGCUGAGCUGCACGGACUCUGUGGCUGCCUGGAGCGGCUGCUGCAGUUUGACCAGAAACAGCAGAAGAGCUUCCUGAGACCUCAGAAGGAUUACUGGGAUUUUCUCUGCACUGCCCUAAGGCAGCAGCGGGGGAACACAGAGCCGGCCCUUUUUGUUCAUUCACAGGACAAGUUGAAGACCCCUCUGGGAAAAGGCCGUGCCUUCGUCCGCUUCUGCCUUGCCCACGGACAGCUGGCCGAGUGCCUGCAGCUCUGCCUCCUGAACCCAGAGCUCACCAGGGAAUGGUAUGGCCCCCGGAGCCCUCUGGUGUGCCCUGAACUCCAGGAGGACAUCCUGGACUCCCUCUAUGCUCUCAACGGGGUGGCCUUCGACUUGGAUCUGCAGCGGUCGGACCUGGAUGGGGCCUGGCCCAUGUUCUCAGAGUCCCGCUGCUCUAAUUCCAGCCGGACCCAGGGAAGACCCAGAAAAACCAAAGACUCCCCAAAGGAGAUCUCAGCUGUAAAUGGAGGCCCCAAAGGAGUCCAGCCAGAGGAGGCACACACCAGCCAAGCCAGCUGUCUGCAAGAUGCACCAAGGGAAGACUGGUUGGCUGGACUCCCUAUGUCCCAGCAACAUAAGCAUCUUUCUCCCUUUUUGGAAAAGAAGAAAGAAGAUCCCAGGAGCCUCAGGGCCCUCCACAGCAUGUGUGAACCAGAGGGGGAGAGGCUACAGCAAGACCAGGAGAUGGGAGCCCCACCGACAGAGAUCUGCCUGGAACUCUCAACACCCAGCAUCCAGGGGCCGAGGGAGAGGGCCAAUCAGGCUCUGAAGGAGGUGGUAGGGACAGGGGGUGAGGGCCGAGGGGUCCUGCUGAGUACAGAGGGUCAAAGAACAGAGGGGACUCAUGAAAGAGAAGCAGAAUGGGGUCACAACCAGGGGCUGUUGGUCUCCAGCCCCAGAGGGAUGAAUGAGGGCUCCAUGUCACCAAACAGGCAGAAGAACAAGGAGCCUAGCAUUCUGGGGGAGCCCAGCGUCCUUCAGGGCCUGGGAACAAAGGAAGGCUCCACCACAGAGAAGCCACAAGAGCAAACAGGAGUGACCAGUGUGACCAGGAAGGAGGAGCAAGCAGAGGUGGCCUUGCAGGAUGCGGUCAAGCUCCCUUUCCCUUUCUUCUUUCCUCUCCUCCUCCAGACCCUCAGACAUAGGCUGCAGAAGACCAAGGAGCAAGCCUGGCACCAGGAGCAGCUGCUGAAGGAGCAGGAGAGGGAGCUGAAGGCACUGCAGGAGCAGCUCAGCAGGUGUCAGGAAGAGCGGGCCGGGCUGCAGGCAGCGCUGGAGCAGAGGCAGCAGGAGGCUGAAAGGAGGGACGCCAUGUAUGAGGAGGAGCUUGCAGGGCAGCGGGACCUGAUCCAUGCCAUGAAGAGGCGGGUGCUGGAACUGAUUCAAGAGAAGGACAACCUGUGGCAGAAGGUGCAGCAACUCUCUUCCGUGGCCCCUGGAUGCUGUGUCAGCUGUAGCAAGCUCUUUGGCCGGCUGUCUCGGCGGUAUCCAUGCAGGCUGUGUGGAGGCCUGGUUUGCCAUGCCUGCUCCCUGGAUUAUAAGAAGCAAGAGCGCCGCUGCCCACCCUGUGCCCAGAAAGGAGAAGCCCAAGUUGUCUAACCAAGACCCACCUAGGACUGGCCAUCCAUUCCACCUGCCCCUCAGCACUUUCAGGACCUAUGAUCUGACCAGUACUACCUUCCAGAACUUGGUGAUUUAGGCAGACGGCACUUGAGGAGCCAGACUGUGGUGUGGAGAGUGGAAAGGGCCAGGCUGGCAGUCAGGAGACGGCUCAAGCCCUGCAUCUCCCACUGAUGAGCAGGGCGACUCAGCUCUGCAAGCUCUUCUGUAACGUGAGGAAGUCGGGCGUCAUCCACUCUAAAGUCCCUUUGGCUUCAGAUAAUCCUUGACUAAGAAUAAGACCCAAUGGCCUUGAUUUUCUCCUCCACACUCCCUACUCACCCAGACUGCCCUUCACCACACUGCACUGUCUCCAGUCCUCAGGAGCUUCCUGUCUGGAGUCUGCUUCGGGCUCUGUUUUUGUCCCACUUUGUUUUUAACAUCUUUCCUGAGGCACUACUAACAUACAACACAAUUCACAUAUAUUGUACAAUUUGAUGAGUUUUUACUUUAAUUUAUAGCCAUGAAGUCACCACCAUAUUCAAAAUAAUGAAUACAUCCAUUAGUACCAAAGUUUUCUCCUGCCCUUUGGAAUCCCCUCCCUUUGCUCCACCCCUAGAUAACCACUUACCUGCCUUCACUAAAGACAAGUUUGCAUUCCUAGAAUUUUAUAUAAACGGAAUCAUAUGGUCUGCCUUCUUUCACUCAGCAUAAUUAUUUUGAGAUUCAUACACAUUGUUGUUCAUACCCACAGUUCCUUUAUUUACUGUUGAGUAGUAUUCCACCGCCUGGAUAUAGCACCAUCUGUUCACACAUUUACCUAUUGCCAGACAUUUGGGUUGUUUCUAAUUUGAAGCUAUUACAGAUCAGUUUCCUAUAAUCAUUGAAUCUUUGUGUAGACAUAUGCCUGUAUUUCUCAUGGGUUAAUACCUAAGAACGAAAUGGUCAGGUCAUAUGGCAGGUAUAUGUUUAAGAAACUGCUGAGUUAUUUCCCAUAAAGAUUAUAUGUUGUACCAUCCCACCAGCAGGGUGUGGGCGUCCCAGCCGCUCUCCAGGGCAUUUGGUUUGGGGGGCAGGAGAAGAGAGACAGACAUGGAACUUGGGCCUCUCUGUUCUUCCCUUCCAACCACUGUGGUGAAGUAAACAGUCCCAAGUUGUGAGGCUAGAGGGAGGGGCUAAGUCUAGGUGACUCUGUGCAGUACUCACUCACUAGAUUUUAAUAAAGACAGUUAAGGAUUCGUGUAGCUCUGUGGUACAAGUUAUAUCCUCUGACUGUCCAAGAAGUCUUACACAACUCGUUUCAUUUACUGGGCACCCAUUUGUGGUGUUUCCGAAAAUACUGUUUCUGAAGAAGCAUGGACCCCACUCUGUAACAGGGCAGACUCUCUUGCCCCGAGCAGGCAUGCAGGCUGUCCCCUGCCUCACAGGACUGCCACAGCCUCUGCAGCAGUUGGGCAACUCUGUGGCUCUGACCAGACACAGCCUGUGGACCGCCUCUUGGGGUCAGGGCCACCUAGAGUUGCAUCCCAUUACCAUCUUGUGGAGCAACAGUUUUGCAACAGCAGUUCCUGCCCUGGAGAGCUGAUUAGAACUUCUCCUUAGCAGGGUCA
This is a messenger RNA of Myotis daubentonii (Daubenton's bat), 4440 nucleotides long. RefSeq names its product RUN and FYVE domain containing 4 (gene RUFY4). Gene Ontology annotation, biological process: autophagosome assembly; positive regulation of macroautophagy. Gene Ontology annotation, cellular component: autophagosome. Lineage: Eukaryota; Metazoa; Chordata; Mammalia; Chiroptera; Vespertilionidae. The record is from RefSeq and is a predicted model, not a curated record. Gene Ontology annotation, molecular function: phosphatidylinositol-3-phosphate binding.